CAAAGAUCUUUUCUUUUAUCAUCAUAGACUCAAAAAGAGUGUAGUAGCUUCGUCUGCUUCUUCUCAGAUUUUUUUCCUUACACUCUCUCAAAAGAUGAAUUGCCUUCAGAAUCUUCCCAGAUGUUCUGUCUCACCUCUGCUGGGAUUUGGGUGCAAUCAAAGAGAUCUUUCUCCGUCUUCUUUGAAGAUGAUGGUACCAUUUCCGACCAAAGCCAAUGAUCCUAAAUCUCGGCUCUUUUUACAGAAAAUGUUGAAACUUGUGAAAAUGCUUGGACUGAAGGCGGUAUCAGAGUCAAAAUCCAGCUCAGAGAUGAGUGGUGUUUCAAAGGAGGAGGAAGAGAAAUCUGAUGAAUAUAGCCAAGACAUGACUCAAGCUAUGGGUGCUGUUUUAACUUACAGGCAUGAGCUUGGAAUGAACUACAAUUUCAUUCGUCCAGAUUUAAUUGUUGGAUCGUGCUUACAGACCCCUGAAGAUGUUGACAAGCUUCGUAAAAUUGGGGUCAAAACCAUAUUUUGCUUGCAACAAGAUCCAGACUUGGAAUAUUUUGGCGUAGACAUAAGCAGCAUUCAAGCAUAUGCUAAGAAAUAUAGUGACAUUGAGCAUAUUCGCUGUGAAAUCAGAGACUUUGAUGCAUUUGAUUUGAGAAUGCGUCUUCCUGCCGUGGUUAGUAUACUAUACAAAGCUGUUAAGCGAAAUGGAGGAGUUACAUAUGUGCACUGCACCGCUGGAAUGGGAAGGGCUCCUGCAGUUGCGUUGACAUACAUGUUUUGGGUGCAAGGCUAUAAACUUAUGGAAGCUCAUAAAUUACUCAUGAGCAAAAGGUCGUGCUUUCCGAAGCUGGAUGCUAUCAGAAAUGCAACAAUUGAUAUUCUCACAGGACUCAAGAGGAAGACUGUUACUCUGACACUGAAAGAUAAGGGGUUCUCCUUGGUAGAAAUUUCUGGCCUUGACAUUGGAUGGGGACAGAGGCUACCUCUAACACUGGACAAAGGAACAGGAUUCUGGACCCUAAAGAGAGAACUGCCUGAAGGACAGUUUGAAUAUAAAUACAUUAUAGAUGGUGAGUGGACACACAAUGAGGCUGAACCGUUUAUAGGACCUAACAAAGACGGCCAUACCAACAAUUACGCAAAAGUAGUGGAUGAUCCAACAAGUGUGGAUGGUGCAACUCGGGAGAGACUAUCGUGCGAAGACCCUGAGCUGUUUGAGGAAGAACGGUCAAAACUAAUCCAGUUCUUGGAGACUUGUUCUGAGGCUUGAGAGUUAAAGAGCAUCCGACUAGACUAUGUGAAUGUACAACUUACUAGUAACACACACAAUAAAAUGCUUCGUGUAACAUACAGUAAUGUUUUAAGCAGCAAAAAAAAGCAUGAAGUUAGUUGAAUUA
Molecule: messenger RNA, 1388 nt
Organism: Camelina sativa (false flax)
Lineage: Eukaryota; Viridiplantae; Streptophyta; Magnoliopsida; Brassicales; Brassicaceae
Product: phosphoglucan phosphatase DSP4, chloroplastic
Biological process (GO): protein dephosphorylation; starch catabolic process
Cellular component (GO): chloroplast
Molecular function (GO): starch binding; carbohydrate phosphatase activity
Source: RefSeq, a predicted model, not a curated record